AUGGAGCAGGAUACACCUUACUUUAGUCCAAGUAGUUCAUAUCUGGCCGAUCAAGAACACUACGAGCUGCAGCAGCGCGUGGAAGCAGCCGCCAAUCAUGUUUUGAUGAACUACGAUCGCAUAAUGAAUUUACCCGAUGUGCGUGUAGAUAUUGAGCCUGCUGAAGGUGUUUCUCGUGAACAAGGCCAGUCCUCGCAAAGCACCUCUGCAGAAGGUAGCGAGCAGGGAGCACGUUCCUCUCAGUCUAUGCGUGAAGCAGCCGAUAGGUUACGUGGCGAGUAUGCUCGAUUGCAGCAAACAAUUAACCAGAAUCAAGAUGCUCAGACAUUGUGUACGAUGGUCACGGCUAUCGUCCCUUUCGUCCUGAUUUUUGUGCUGAAAAUGGUAUUUGAUAAUUUUCUGUCCAUUUUCCGAGUUGUCACUGCAGUGGGAAGUUUUAUAACUAUUGACUCAAGAGUCCAGCAACUGUUUUCAGCAGCACGACCAUCCAAAAGUCUGCGUAUAACUUCCGUGCUAAUCUUUGUUGUCUUAUUCUACUUCACUUCGGGUCUAUACAUCUAUGAUGAUGGCUUUGAAUUGACUAAUGCACUGCUUCUCCAAUAUGCGGGUGUUGUUUAUCAUGGUUUCUCUUUUACUAUUUUUGUUCUCAUAAUCACCGACACUUUUGUGAAGAUGCUGGUUGCGGGCUCAAAAAUGAUCGUGAGUUUUUGAUG
Cylicostephanus goldi is the source of this 713-nucleotide messenger RNA. The record is from the annotation of a GenBank genome assembly. Lineage: Eukaryota; Metazoa; Nematoda; Chromadorea; Rhabditida; Strongylidae.